Messenger RNA from Pseudomyrmex gracilis, 7170 nucleotides. It is a transcript of the gene Atg17, whose product is annotated as RB1-inducible coiled-coil protein 1. Gene Ontology annotation, molecular function: molecular adaptor activity; protein kinase binding. The record is from RefSeq and is a predicted model, not a curated record. Gene Ontology annotation, cellular component: extrinsic component of membrane; phagophore assembly site membrane; Atg1/ULK1 kinase complex. Lineage: Eukaryota; Metazoa; Arthropoda; Insecta; Hymenoptera; Formicidae. Gene Ontology annotation, biological process: piecemeal microautophagy of the nucleus; autophagosome assembly; autophagy of mitochondrion. The transcript is spliced from 11 exons. Bases 1888 to 6273 code for a protein of 1461 amino acids.
CGUAGAACGGGACGAUGCGGAGGUGGUCCGCGCGUCACCUCCUCCCCCUUCCAAUCCUGACGAGAUCCCCGACGACCGAUGCGGUCAGCCAACAUUCAGCGUAAAGCCGUCGUUAAUUUAAGACCGACGUCACGUCUCGUGUCGUCUUAAAUUUGUUGUUCGUUCAACGACGACCAGAAUCGAGGCGAGAGUCGAAACAAGCCGUGGGGAAAGCGAAGUUUCUUUGUUCGGAAACCCAGACGGUUCUCUGCGCAUAGACUGGCGACACGCACGGCGCAGCGCUGUUUGUGUUUGUGUGUUCUCGCGAGUUUGCGUUCGGUGCUCUCUCCGUUCGUUUGUCCCAUUUCGACAGACGGACAUCCGACGAAAUAUAUAUUAUACAUAUUGCGGGAUUUAUACUUGCGGUUGCGUUUACGUAGCUCCCGAAUUGUGUAAAUCUCCCGAUCAGAGAUUCUCCCGAGCGUCCGAGUGUCGUCGCGUCGUAAAACAAGGAGAAAGACGAGGAUACGUCGGUGCGUCGCUCGUAUCGGAGUGGCGAACGGAAAAGAGACGGAGAGAGCGCGGCGAAUACGGUGGCGUAACGCGGCGCGCGAGUGCUUUGUUUUGCCGAGCAGCUGAUCCGUGCGGCAGCAGCUUCUACGUGCGAACGUCGAACGACCGACGCGUCGGCGUUUUUUUUUAUCCGACGGCAAAUCCGGUGCGAGAUUCGCGCUUCCGGAACGUGUUGUGUGCGCGCACUCCGACGCGCGAGUUUCUUCUCUCCUCAAGAGAGCAUCCCGUCGGAACCCGAGAACAGGAAAGAAAAAAAAAAGACAAGGGUUCGCGUUACGCCGUUGGAAAGAGAGGCAUCCUUUCUCCGCACGAGAGCGUCAUCGAACCCUUCGUCGGGACAACGCCGACUCUUUGUUUGCGGGACAUUUAAUAAAACACACGAGCAAGCGGCGGCGGCGGCGGCGGCGGGUUGGCCCGAAUCGAUCGCCGGAACUUCGAACGUUUGUUGAUUUCCAUGAAAUCGAACGUCGUCAAGUAUCAAUAAAAAAGAGCGCGUUAUCGAUCUCUUCGUUAAUCUUGGACAUUGCUCGAGGAUCGGAGAGGUUUCCUUGAAGAAAAGAAAAGAAAAAAAAAAAAGAAAAAAAAAACGACUCUUCUUAGAAGAAACACCAGAGAGACUCUGCGAUUUUAAAGGUUUCCUAAGGAACUUAGAGAGUGCCAAGCUUUGUAAAUCCGUCUGUGUCCACUCGGUGCAUUUAUAAAACGGGCCGCGCUCGAUCGAAUGAGCGUGGUGUGACGUAAAAUACGGUCGCGCGUAUAUACGUGCCGCGUCGCAACGGAGAAUUUGUGUUGUGACACAAGAAACGCGCGCGGAUCGACCCGGCGCGUUGCGUGUUGCUCGUCUGGUCUCUUCGCGUACGGGCAGAAACAGAAGAGAUAAAAAAAAGGAGUGAAUCUUUGGGAGCAAAUUUUUGUUUUUUUUAUCUCUCCAAAGUAAUCUUUCUCCGUUUUUACGUUUCUCAAUUAUCCGGAGAACAAAGAAAAGCGACGACGCGCGCGCGCGAAGCCGAGACGACGAGGUGACGAGUUCGUCGUCGAAACAAACGGAAAACAUUCCUGCGAAAUUCUGGAUGAUUCUCUGCGACGCGGCGUUGCCAUCAGGUAGCUGGGCCAGGUCUAGGGACCGACGACGAGGAUCGCAGUGAUCGAUGCGGUAUAGUCCUGAGGGGGCCGGCCUCGCGAACUAUCGAGAACGUGGGGUACGGCCCCGAUCGAGCUGACUAGGGGAACCCUCGAGGCCCGAAGGUCUCCCGACUGGGCACCCCGAAAGCUCCAAAUUACCAAGUCUUUGUUCUCCCUGCUACUAACUGGGAUUACCACAUCACCAGCUUCAAGAUGCUGUACAUAUUUCACGUUGACACCGGCACCACCAUCACCUUUGACAUCAAGCUGGCCCUGCAAAGCGUCAGCCAGCUGAUGGAGGCGAUCGAGAGAGAAUGCGGCGUGGUAGCGGCGCAUCAGGUACUGCUUAUGAGCGGAGGCGAGUGCCUGGAACCGAACGCGCGCGUGUGCUCCUACUCAGCUGGAACCGAUACGAAUCCGAUCUAUCUGUUCAGCAAGGCCGCCAUUGAGAACAACCUGCCGCCCACGCCGAGUAUAGAUUACGGUUCUGAUGUCGACCUUCAAACUCAAAUCGACAACUCACUGGCGAUGCCGGCCACCUAUCAGACUCUUUGCUCACGUGCUCAGCUAGCUCAGCAUUGUUGCAAUCUCGCGCGAGAGCAAACCAGAAUCUGCGAGAAGCUGGUCCACGACCAGCAUCUGCAGCAGCAGGGCUGGGCCGCUGUGGUUGCGAAUCUCGAGGACAUCACGCAGAUGUUUCAGUCGCGAGCCGAGCAAUUCCAGCAGUCCUUCGUCCUGUAUCUCGCCGAGAGGCAGCAGCAUAUGGAACUCCUCGACAACUUCAGCGCCGAUCUUGGAACUCUGGCAAAAAUUCCGAUUCUGCCAGCCUUGAGGGCCCAAGCCGAGGGCCUGUUGAGCCCGGACGAUCAACCGAGUCAGUCCUCCGAACCGACGUUGGAAGACGGGGGAGAAGUGCUCAGUUUACUUCGAUGGAUUUCAGCUAAGGACAAUCAGAGCAGUUUGGAGCAAGUGGCUGAGCACUGCUCCCGUGGUUUGGAACAGUUCAACGAACAACUAAUGCAGGCUUUGAAAGCCGAGGUAGAUGCGGCUAUCGAACAGGCCAACAAACAAGAUAUGAAGGAAAUCAAGGGAUUAGGCGAGAGGUUGUUCGCUUUGGAGCAACUGAUGGUACAGAGCAAGAAGCUUGUUCACGAGCAGGGUGAGCUGGCUCAGGGUUUCAUGCAAAAUCAGAGUCGGGCGAGCAAUUUAGGCGACCCGAGCAUUCUGCCGGACCUCUGCACUUCUCACCGGAAGCAAUUAGUCGUCAUGCUGCAGGCUCACAAUCAGCUUCGUGAUAUCCGUCGCAGAUGCACCAAAGCGAAAGAGGAGCUCUCGGUGAAUAUUUACCAUCGCCUCAAGUGGAUCAUGUACGUGGAGAACAAAAUGGUGGAAGUGGGCAACAAGCUGAUCAUAUAUCACGAGAGUUUGAAGCGAUUGAGGAGACAUCUGGAGGUGCUCCAACAGAUACACUUAGCCCCGGAAAUGUACAUAAGCGCGGUGGUUGAGGUUGUUAGGAGGCGCACCUUCUCCCAAGCUUUUCUAGUGUGGGCCAGCAAUCUCGCAUGUCAGUUGAUGACGGUUCACAGCGAGGAGUUGGCGCGCAGACGAGAGUUUCAGAACAAGUUUGACGGCCACUUCUUGAAUACUCUAUUUCCGGGUCUAGAAGACACACCGCCACCCUUUGCGACACAGGCACCUUCUGUCUUUGACAACGGGCUACCCAAGUUGACUGCGGAUGAUAUGGAAUCGUUGAGAGCGCAACUUCCAGACUUAGCGCUUACAAUUUCUACGCCGGAUCUGAACAGCAUCACGCAGUUCUUCUUGUCUAAGAGUUUUUCCGAAGGUAGUACCGAUGGCAACAAGGAGAAAGACGUAACGUCCGUGAGCACCGACAUUCCAAAAGAUCAGGAGCGCACCAGCAGAGCGCCGUUGUUGUCUGACAGAGGAGGCUUCGAAUCGGAAACCGACACGGAGGAGUUUGAGAAGAUCGGCCAGGCCGGCGUGGACGCGGGCAAACCCGGCGUGUUUGACGGGGCGAAACAGAAACGACAGAAGCAAUUGGAGGUUGGUGCCUCUCGAAGCGUGUCCCCCGCUUCCUCGACCUCGACUAACGUCUCCCCGUUAAACUCGAAAGUCGCGGACCUAACGACACGUUCGUCCACAUCAAGCGAACCCGGUUCAUUCCAAUUUCCCAGCUUGUCCACCACGAGCGAGCGCCCGGCUCAACUGAGUCCUCUGACCGAGUGCGCGGAGAAUGGCGCCGCCGAUUCCUCCGUUUGCUUGCUCCACAGCGAUCUCUCCAACUAUCGCGACGCCAUGCCUAUCGAGGAACAACAUUCCCUGAGUCCGAAUCCUCCUUCCUUGCCACGGUCCUCCGUCAUGUGCGAUGGCCAGCAUCAGCUGCAUCAACCGUUGUCCGGUAGCGGCGGUAGCAGCCCGUCCGUCGGCGUGGGCGCUACCGACUUCAUGGGUACCGAAUUUUACAUGGAUGAAUCUCUGCCAAGCAGUCUCAGCGAGCAUCCUGCCGACGGUCAACAUCAAGCUAUCGUGUCCCUUCUUCAGGAGAAUCUCGGUAACACACGCGAGGAAGUGGAGAGACUGCGCUCCAUUUUGAAGACAAUGAAGGCAGUUGUGUGCGAGGAAUUGUCCUCGAUCCGAAACGAACUGGCGGUUUUGCGAGAUCAGUCCAAGGAUGACAAGAAUGAUGUUGCCGAGAUAACGGAACGCAUUCGAAUGGCACUGUCUUUGUAUUCGCAGGAGUACGACCGGAAUCUUCAGAAGCGCGAGCAAGAAAUGGCGAUCGAACACGAGUUCAAGUUGUCAGAUUUGACGAAACUGAUGCAGAGUCGCGAGGAAGAGACCUGCUUGCUCAAACACAGCCUCAUGGAGAAAGAGUCGGAAUUAGUCGAACACGAGCGAUUGGUAACCACGAUGCAUCAAAAGUUGGAGGACGCACAACUCGAGAGCAGGAAUAUACAAACUCGUUUGCACCAGCAGCUUGAAGAAUAUUCGAGAAUACUGACGCAAGCGCGUAUAGAUAAAGAAGAGGCGGUGAAAAAAACAAACGAUGAGAGAUUUCUUGAGAUCACCUCUCUGACGAACUCUUUGACGCAAUGUCAGAAGCGAAUUAAAGAACUGGAAGAUAAUCUGAACACCGCUCGCAGCGAUCAGGAUAGGCUGGUGAAGGAGGCGACUGACAAAUUUCAAUUGGAAUACAAGGCGGAGUUGGAAACCAUUCGGAGUCGUUUCAAACUUAUGGCCGCUUCCACAAUGGAAAGAAGCCCCAGCGAUUCUAGUCUAGAAAAAAUUGAAAGAACAGAUGUUAUCGAGCUCGCAAAUCACGAGGCGAUAGUGGCGCAAGUGAAGGAAGAUAUGAAACAGGAAAACGCCGCGGCACUUCGCACCGCUAUUGAGAAGGAAAGAAACGAUUGCAUGGGAAAAUUGGACACCGAAAUGAGAUGGGUGAAACAAGUGCUCGAGGAGAAAAACAGAGAGAUAGAAACGUAUAAGAUAAAAACAGCUGCGUUAAUUAAUAAAGGAAAACGUUAUCAGAAUAUGUUGGAUCAAUUGGUUGGGCAACUCAAAACGGACAUACAGCCAAAAUUGAGGGAGAAGAUGCAAGAUAUAGAAGCAGAUUCGGCAUGGUUGCAGAACUGCUGCGAAGAAGCCGUGGAGAAAACGAUACGGGAGCUAUUGGAACAAAAUGAAAUUGGUGUGUAUUCUCUAGAAUCUGGAGUGCGCAAGGAUUCGAGCUACGAUCAAUUGGACGCCAAUCAAGCUGGUUCGGGAGAAUUAUUCAAAGAUCUAGAAGCCGACAUUCAAGUCUCGGAAUCAAAGAAAGUGCGGCUGGAAGCUGACAAGAACGAUUUGGUUCGGUUGUCAAGGCGACUUGAAGCACUCGAGAACGAUAACAAGAGGCUAUCUUCCGAAUUGAACGUGAUACGCGCGAGCAAAAUCGCGGCCGAAGCAAAAGUGGAAACUUUAAUGACGGAUAAGUUUCGUUUAGAAGUCGAGUUACUGAAGGAACGAACUAAGAAGGUAAUUAGUGCCGAUUUAGUACCUUCGGAAAGCCGCGAAAAAGACAUGAACGCGUCGGUGGCGGUAGUUUCGGAUUCAUCUUCGAGCAAAGACGUAGCUACCAGCCCGGAACCAAAUCGACGACCAUCUUCCAAAUCACUAUGCUUCCAUUCCCCGUUUCCUAUAUAUACGCAAAAGAAGAUCGAAAAGACGUCAAAAGUGGCAAAGAUGGUGCAGGAGGGAACUGUGACCAUCACUAGCUGCAAUCCAGGUGACAUAGUAGUUGUCGCCUGGGAUACUGAACACGGCAAUUACGCGAUAUAUCAGCAAUCCUCAACACUGUAUUUUCUUCAUUCGGAUUGCACCGACGUCAUGGAAAGAAUGUGCUCCCAGAAGUACGUUCUUGCUGAAGUGAUCGACAAGGAAUAUUGUCACGCGAGAAAGCAGGAGAAUCGGUAUCACGUUCCGCUUGGUACGAAAUUCUACAGAGUGCGCGCUAAACCACGAGACGGACUCGACGAAGCAGGCGCGAUGUCAAAAAGUCAACUGAAAGACCGACGAAAGAGAAUCGAUGUCGAAUAGGCAGACGUAAUUUUCCGUUCAGAUUAAGUGUCAAGAAUCCAAUCCUUGAUUCUUGCCUAGUACAAGCGCUGUGAUCGAGGGUUUGUGUCGGCAGGCCGCGUUCAUUGAGGGACCAGCGACCCGGAACGCAAAUCCCGAACUUACGUCUCCGCAACCAUCCGGAUACUUCGGAUCUAGGUUAAAACCUGCCAGAGCCUCUAGACGCAUCCUUGAAUAAUCAAUGUUUAAGGUGAUGGUCCACGAAAAGAGGUAUGCGCAAGUUUUUCGGACGACACGAAAUGAGACGGAAGGAUGCGCCGGCGUUUUAUUGUGAUAUAAGUAAUUUUUAAAACGAGAGAAACAUAUUUGCCGAAUGCGCUGUGGCUAGCUGUGAAGCAUAACGAUAUUUGUAUUCUUUGAUUUUUCUUUUUUCAAAUGAUAAAGCAAAGAGAACAAAAAAAAUUGAACGUCGUCAACGAUCUUCUCAUUUAAUAAAAAUUCGAUAGGCUGACCAGUGUGUAAGAGAGAAAUUGUUUAAACUUCUCGACAUUAAACAGUGCGAGAAGACGAAAGUGUGUCCUUUGUAAUAACGUGUAGCUUCCUCUUUCCGCAUUCUGACGAGUACCUUUGCAAUGUGUAAUGCAAAAGGGAAAAAAAAACGUAAUUGUAAGUUUUACAAAAAUUGAGAUAUAGAAGAAAAAAAAAACGUGCGAUGUUUACGUACACAGUGAAAUACAUACAGUACUGGACGAGUGUAUAUAUCGAUAGCUAUACUUUUGCCACCAAUACUUCGAAUGUUUACUUAACUUAGCGAUAUAUCAAUUGCACUUCAACGAAGUGAUUUAGGAGUAGGUAGCAAUGUGUGUGUGUAAAAAAAAAAUAUAUAGCUAUAGAAUUAUAUAUACAUAUAUAGUUUAU